Messenger RNA from Recurvomyces mirabilis, 1296 nucleotides. RefSeq lists its product as uncharacterized. The record is from RefSeq and is a predicted model, not a curated record. The coding region runs from base 1 to 1296 and encodes 431 amino acids. Lineage: Eukaryota; Fungi; Ascomycota; Dothideomycetes; Mycosphaerellales; Teratosphaeriaceae. Gene Ontology annotation, biological process: epoxide metabolic process. The transcript has 7 exons. Gene Ontology annotation, molecular function: epoxide hydrolase activity.
AUGAGACGGGAUGCCUCUGCGGUUAGACGUUCGGACGUCAGCUUUGUUGUCAAUCCCAAGCAACCAACAGACAAAGUCGAGAUGGCCACCGAACAGAGAUAUAACGUUGCGGUACCAGAUGAGAAGAUCCAGGAGCUCCGAGACAAGCUCUCGACGGCCACGUUCCCAGAUGAGCUCGUUGGCGCAGCAUGGGAUUAUGGCUCCCCACUGACAGAUAUCAAACGACUUGCGAAAUACUGGGAGACGGGUUUCGACUGGAGAGCUCAAGAGGAACGACUUAAUGCACUGCCAAACUAUCAUCGUUCGAUCCAGAUUGACGAAUUCCCUGCUCUUGACAUCCAUUACCUUCACCAGGUAUCGGACACUCCUGAUGCCAUUCCACUGUUCUUCUGUCACGGCUGGCCCGGAAGUUACAUUGAAGUAACGAAGAUGCUCAAAGGUCUGAAGGAGAGCCACAAUGGUGUUUCGUUCACUGUCGUCGCACCUAGCUUGCCCAAUUUUGCAUGGUCCGAGGGUGUAAAGGUCAAGGGCUUCGGCUUGAAGCAGUACGCAGAAACAUGCCAUCAGCUAAUGAAGUCCUUGGGGUACGACAAAUACGUUUCGCAAGGCGGUGAUUGGGGCUUCUACAUUACCCGUGCGAUGGGUCUGCUUCAUCCCGAAGCCGUCAUGGCGUCUCAUAUCAACAUGAUCCGAGCAAGCGCACCGACAUGGACGUCUCACCCCUAUCUAGCUCUGAAGCACACAUUCACGCCCUAUAGUGACCGCGAGAGAAAAGGCAUGGAGCGCUCGAAGUGGUUCAUGGACGAGGGUCAAGGUUAUCGUCUGCUGCAGUGCACGAAACCGCAGACACUUGGCUUCUCCCUCCACGAUAGUCCAAUCGGCCUGCUGGCUUGGCUCCUCGAAAAGCUUCACGACUGGACCGACAACUACCCUUGGACUGACGACGAAGUUUUGACCUGGGUCUCAAUCUACUACUUCUCCACUGCCGGCCCAGCAGCCAGCCUACGAAUCUACUACGAGUCCAUCCACCACACACAGAACGGCAUCAGUCGUGACCGGACACAACAGUGGAUUCCGAAAGUCAAGCUCGGUCUCUGUCACUCGCCCAAGGAAAUCACCGUCGUGCCCUCGACAUGGGCACGCACGCUCGGUCCAGUAGUCUACGAGGACUUCAAGGGCAAGGGUGGCCAUUUCGCAGCCCACGAGGUUCCUGAUGAGAUCGUGGGAGAUCUGAGGAAGAUGUUCGGGAAGGAUGGGCCAUGUUACAAGAUCACGGAGCCACAUGCGAAGUUGUGA